AUGGCCACUCGCAGCAAAUUUAUGUGCAGAACAGAAACCAAAGAGACCCACCGAAGACAAAUCAUUGUAGACAUCCCUCGUUUAAUCCAACUAGGGUUAAAAGAGGGGUUCACCUCCCCAACCACUGGCGAUGAUUUCAUAAGCAUGGUUUACUGGCUCUUGGACAUAAGCAACGAUGAUAAUGUAGAAUACGUACAGCUAAUAGAAGACACCAAAGCAGAGGCAAUAACAAAGAAAGGCCAGCAGUGUACCGCAUACGGUGCACUGAUAACCAUGAUUGGUUUUGUGAAAGAAAUUACAAAUCAAAAUGCAGAUGCUGGGUUGAAGAGGUGGAAGGCAGGACUGGCCUCCCAAUCCAUACCGGACCUAUUGGAGGACUCCCAUAAGAAGACACUCGAUGAAAGGGAAUUUAACCUACCAAAUGCCUGUUAUAAAAGCUGUCUUUACACAACUGGAACUCUAUAUGAUCUGGCCUACUUAAAAUCGGUACAAUGCAUGUACGAGUUCAUUCUAUCUGGCAAUCAUGCUCUAUCUCUCCCCAAUGUAAGGAAGGAUGCAAAGACUUUCAAGGAGGUUUUUGAUAGAGUGAAAACCAUAGAGGGGCUAAACUUCCCUCUAUGCCGCCUGAUAGACAACAACAAACACCCAGAUCUAAAUCACAGCAAAUAUCCAGAGCUAUAUGCUGUGACAUUACAAUGGGCUAGAAAGACCAAGAAAGUACAAAAGAAUUAUGUGGGAAGCAAGUCCAUUGUAGAAAGGUCAAUGGAUCUAGACCUUGCUAGGAAACUAAUAGGAAUAAGAGGCAUAAAGGGUCUUCCCUCUAUAAGUGCAGAAGACAAAGAAUGGAUAGCAUCUGUUGGAUGCAACAUAAAUGAGGAAGAGGUUAACAAAGCCUUGAAGAAAAUUACAAAGAGAGCUCCCGUGAUAUCUGACAGUGAAGAAUCAGGGAGUGAGGAAGAAGAAUCGGAUGAAGAAGAGGGAUCCAAGAAGAAGAGGAGGAGAAAGACCACUAUGGAUUACCUAAUACUUGCCGACUACUUGAUCACUCUAAUUGAAACACCACUUGAGUAUCGAACACUGUAU
Brenthis ino (lesser marbled fritillary) is the source of this 1083-nucleotide messenger RNA. Lineage: Eukaryota; Metazoa; Arthropoda; Insecta; Lepidoptera; Nymphalidae. The record is from the annotation of a GenBank genome assembly.